AUGUCCAACUGUGUCAUAGCCCUCACGACUAUCGUGGUGGGGCAGCAUUUCCAGUUCAUCCAGUCUUCACGCCAGAAUACAGAUCCACUGGGAAUGUUCCUGACUGGAUGCUGUUGGCAGUUGCUGACGGCCACUCUGAACUGCACCCUGACCUCCCUGCACCCCGUGGGGCCCAUCCAGUGGUUCAGGGGGUCAGGGCCAGGCCGGGAGUUAAUCUACAAUUACAGAGGAGGUCACUUUCCCCGAAUAACAAAUGCUGCAGACACCACAAAGAGAAACACCAUGGACUAUUCCAUCCGCAUCAGUAACAUCACCCCAGCAGACACCGGGACCUACUACUGUGUGAAGUUCCGGAGAGAAGACACUGACACCGUGCAGUUUAGGUCUGGUCCUGGCACUCAGCUCAUUGUGAGUGCCAAACCCUCUCCCCCCGUGGUAUCGGGCCCCACAAUGAGGGCGCAGCCUGGGCAGACAGUGAGCUUCACCUGCAAGUCCCACGGCUUCUCCCCCAGAAACAUCAUGCUGAAAUGGUUCAAAGAUGGGAAUGAGCUCCCAGUCUCCCAGACCACCGUGGACCCAGAGGGAGACAGUGCUUCCUACAGCCUCUCCAGCACAGCCAAGGUGUCGUUGGUCCCGGGGGAUGUUCGCUCCCAAGUCAUCUGUCAGGUGGACCAUGUCACCCUGCAGGGGGGCCCUCCUCUUCGUGGGACUGCCAACCUGUCUGAGACCAUCCGAGUUCCGCCCACCGUGGAUGUUACCCAACACCCCUUGUCAGAGAACCAGGUGAACAUCACCUGUCAGGCGAAGAAGUUCUACCCCCAGCGCCUACAGCUGACCUGGUUGGAGAAUGGGAACGUGUCCCGAACAGAAACAGCCUCGGCCCCCACAGAGAAUAAGGACGGAACCUUUAACCGGAUGAGCUGGCUCUUGGUGAAUUUAUCUGCCCAUAGGGAGAAUGUGAUGCUCACCUGCCAGGUGGAGCACGAUGGGCAGCCAGCAGUCACCAAAAACCAUACCGUGGAGGUCUCUGCUCACCAGAAGAACCAAAGCACAAAUGGACCCCCUGGUGAGAAUAACAAUUUGAAUAGUAUCUUUAUUGCGGUGGGUGUGGUGUGUGCCUUGCUGGUGGCCCUACUGAUCGCGGCCCUCUACCUCCUCCGAUUCCGACAGAAGAAAGCCAAGGGAUCUACUUCUUCCACAAGGUUGCAUGAGCCCGAGAAGAACGCCAGAGAAAUAACCCAGGUCCAGGACAACAAUGACAUCACAUAUGCAGACCUGAACCUGCCCAAGAGGAAGAAGUCAGCCCCCCAGGCCACCGAACCCAAGAUCCACACAGAGUAUGCCAGCAUCCAGGCUGUCCCACCGCCCCCGUCUGAGGACACUGUCACCUACGCCGACCUGGACAUGGUCCACCUCAACCGGGCCCCCAAGCAGCCAGCCCCCAAGCCUGAGCCAUCCUACUCAGAGUAUGCCAGUGUCCAGGUCCAGAGGAAGUGAAGAGGGCCUACAUCGUCUCUGGGUCUGUGCCCAUGAGCCUUCUUGUCCCAUGUGGGGCAUCUGUAAUGAAGACAGCCAGCCCAAUUCCCGGAAGGCCGGGGUGGCGCCGGUCCUGGGACCCAAGAAUGAGGCUAGCUCUUGUCUCCACAACUCACCUGGCUCUCCAGUAUUUCCAGGGUAGCCACAGCCCCCCACAUUGCCACACAUGGAGGCUGAUGUUGCCAGAUCAGCCAUGGAACCCCCCUAGGAACUGGUCAGAGCCACUGGGGGUCCAAGAACUCUCAUGCCUCUCUCCAUCAACCGUGGGUCUUGGCAACUCUUGACUGCCUUCUUGAUGCUCUGCAGGCUGAUCUUCCAGGGUGUGGAGGGAGAAAAACCCUACCUCCUCUUCCCACCACCACCACCACCACCACCCAAUGGGAGCGUUGGGAAAAGUUUUCUAUUUAGAUUGAACUGCCCCAUUCAUGGAGAAGCUGGAAAAAAAAAAAAUCUGGGACUGCAUCCAGAGACUCAGUGAGGUUGCCACCAACUGUCCUGGCCUCCCUAUCCCUGGACUGAUGAGCCACAAGCCCUGGGGAGGAGAGGACCCUCUGAGGAACCCUCCACCACCACCAAGGACUGAGGAACAAGGCCCUCCUCCUCCUGCCCUCUGAGACUCCUUGAGGACCCAGCAUCCUGGCAGUGACACUCCAUACGGACCCACCUCUCUUUUCUCAACCUGAGCUUGCUUCCCUCAGCUAGCACUAACUCAGCAACAUCUCGCUGUGGACACCUGUAAAUUAUUGAGAAAUGUGAAAUGUGCAAUCUUGAAACUGAGGUGUUAGAAAAUUUGAUCUGUGGUGUUUUGUUUUGUUCUGUUUUUCCUAAAACAACAGCAGCAUUAUCUUGGCUCCUUGUCACGUGUUGAAGUACAUGGUUGGGUCUUGUGCCGUCUAAGGUUUAGCAGUUGGUUUCCUGGAGGGAAUAUCUUACGACAGAAACUAACUUCAUCUGUGCCCCAGAGCCGUGAGGAUGGGGAAGAAGGUUCCAGUUUGGCUGCUCCAUGGAGACCCUUAGACUUCUCUCCAGGACUCAAUCGGCCACGUUCUCAGCCGAGCCACGUGGCUGGUACGACUGCCUUCCUGCCCGCUGUGUGGUAAGUCCAAACCUGCCAGUGCUUCUCUAGGCUGCCUCCUUCACCAUGCAGUCUUGUUGAGACCUAACGCCUCAGUUCGCUCACCCAGAAAGAGGGGAGAGGACAGAUGCCUUCCAUCACUCCGCCUCCCCCACCAUUGCUCGCAAGCACUUUAGAGCCAUGCAGGGUAGUAAGCUGUGCCUGGCUGUUUCCCCCACCCCUUUAGCAACCUUCCCUCAUUCCAGCUCUCUGAGCUGAUCUCUACAGGAGGAAUCUUCCAUUUCUACUCUCAAACCCUAUUGGGAUCAAACUGGAAUAAAUCCAAGACAGCCAGAAGGACUGGGCAGCUGUGAAGUCAAGACUGACCCGCCUUGCUGUCCCUCUAUCUCAGGAGGUUGGGCAGAGACUGUGACCCAUUAUCCUCUGAGCCCCACCCUUCCAAUUCAGUGUAGGGGCCUGGCUGGGCCCAGGGCAAACAAAUGUUGCAUUCUGUGUGUGUUCAGUCUUCACGUGUAACUGAUCAGCUCUUAGAGCUGAGACACUAAUCUUCACUGCCCCCCACACACACCCACCUGAGUCCAGCCCUUUGGUGCCCAAGGGAUUCCUGGCUCGGGCCAUUGGAGAGAGAAGCUGAGCCAUCCUGCCUGUCAGCAUGUCCUACAGGUGGAACUCCAGGAGCUCAGCACACACCCGGCUCUCUUGGGGCAGUGAUUUGGUGUUUUACAUAAUGGCAGCCAGGAAUGAGCUGAGCCAACAGGCCAUGUGGGCAGCUUUGGCCCGACGAGUCAGAGUGUCUCUGUGGCAUCUGGGAGCGCAGUGGUCCAGCCACCUGGCUCGGGCUUUUUCCAAAUUCCAAAAGGUUGACUUGCAAACUUUCAUCUCCAUCGCUUCAGCACAGAGAGAGCCCAUGUGCGUGAGCGCGCGCACACACACACACACACACACACACACACACUCACACAGAAUCUUCAAAGGAUGUUUUUUUGGUGCCAUUUUAAUUUAAUUUUAUUUUGAAUUUUGGAAGAGGAGUAAAGGAAUGAGGCCAAGGAAGCCAUGUAGCUUUAGCUCCAUCCUGGCAGCCUGGAGAGUCUCAUACCUUGUGUAUCGAACCCCAGGAAAAGGAAGAGGUUAAAACAACAGUGCGGAAGGAGCGUGGUUAUCGGGAGUUUAUUUUAAGACGCUGGGAAGGAAACAGGCCCCAUUUUGUAUAUAGUUGCAACUUAAACUUUUUGGCUUGCAAAAUAUUUUUGUAAUAAAGAUUUCUGGGUAACAACGA
Messenger RNA from Pteropus alecto (black flying fox), 3887 nucleotides. Its product is annotated as tyrosine-protein phosphatase non-receptor type substrate 1. The transcript is spliced from 9 exons. Gene Ontology annotation, cellular component: plasma membrane. Gene Ontology annotation, biological process: positive regulation of phagocytosis; positive regulation of T cell activation. NCBI's taxonomy places the organism in Eukaryota, Metazoa, Chordata, Mammalia, Chiroptera, Pteropodidae. The record is from RefSeq and is a predicted model, not a curated record. Bases 1 to 1497 code for a protein of 498 amino acids.